AUGCAGAAGGAUGCCUUGAAAAAGGCAGCGGGACGUAAGGAGGAGCUGGCGGGGCACAUUAGAGCAUUCGAACUUUGUGCUGAAAGGAGUGAGGCAGACAUUGCAUCUCCGAAGGAUGACUUGAAGGACAAGUGUGCACCUAUCAGAUGCUUUUUCCUGAUGAAGAAGUCCUUCUGGCUGUUCCAAGCAUGGAAAUCUGAGAAGUUACUGGCUGAUCUUGGCAAUAAUGCUUUGUCCAAGAAGCCUGCUCUUUCACCAUCAUUUGCUGAAGCCCUGAGCCGUGCAAAACAUCAGCUGGUUGCAGAGGCUGGUGGGCUCGAGUGCUGGAACAGCCUCUUACCCUUUAAGCGCACCAAAUUGGAGUUAACAAUAGAGUUUUCCAUGGUGUGGACACUUGGACAAGAUGCCUACCUUGGGUUAUCAGAGGCAGAGAAGCAUGAGGCUGAGUUCCUUGGUGCUUCUUAUGGUGCUGAUUGCGAGCCAACUCCUGCCAAGGCGCAUGCACUGAACAAGUCAAGCCAAGGAGCAGUCAAGGCAAUCAGUCUUGCAAGCAGAAUCUUCAACAAUAAAGACACAUAUUGCUGGUAUAUGGAAAACAGAGGGCUGGUGGCCAGUCAAUUUCCCGACAUGAGCAAUGUCAGGUUCCAGUCUCAUACUGAAGCUGCGGAGGUAGUUCUCAUGGAUCAUCAAGCUAUACUUGAGUUUCUGGAAUUUGUACAAGAUAAGAAGGGUCACCGGAAACUCAAUCUCAUAGAAGUCAGCUUGUACAAGGCUCUCCACUGUUUGAAGACAAUAAUGGAGGCUGUUACCAUUGUGAUAUAUGAUAGUAUAGUCUUGCAUCCAUACUUGAAGAUGGUUUGGGGGCCAGGCACAGAGUCUCUCAAUGUGCUGGACUUGGGACUGUUACAUGAGGAACCGAAACAGCACCUCAAACUCAUUUAUACCAAUCCCAAGCUGAUCUUUGGUGCUAAUGUGCCCCCUGAGACACCUUGCUUUGGUGGUCAGCCCUGGUAUACUCCUGCUGCUAUGACUGCAGCAUUCAAACUUGGCUUCAAGCUUGAGCAUCUGUCUCCAAUCACACUAGCCCUAUUCUAG
Messenger RNA from Serpula lacrymans var. lacrymans S7.9, 1095 nucleotides. RefSeq lists its product as uncharacterized. The transcript has 3 exons. The coding region runs from base 1 to 1095 and encodes 364 amino acids. Lineage: Eukaryota; Fungi; Basidiomycota; Agaricomycetes; Boletales; Serpulaceae. The record is from RefSeq and is a predicted model, not a curated record.